Prunus armeniaca (apricot) is the source of this 1182-nucleotide messenger RNA. The record is from the annotation of a GenBank genome assembly. Lineage: Eukaryota; Viridiplantae; Streptophyta; Magnoliopsida; Rosales; Rosaceae.
AUGUGGUACCAUGUAUUUAUAGGAUCGUUUAGGAUUCGACGGAUUGUGGAUCGGAGUCCUGAAUACUCCGAAAUCGCAAACCCUAGCCUCUUAGCGCUAGGCGGCGACACCGGCCCGCUACCACCACCGACUGACUGUACUGGUGCCUCGGGGGCACCUCUAGCCAAGAGGAACACCCGAGGGCCGUGUCGGCAGCUGAAGACGGCGAAGGUCACCCGGGUGACCAACAGUCGUAUCAGCAUCGGAUAUGACGAGCGCCAUCGGGCUGCACCGACGGCGGACUUGCAUAGCUCCUUGGCCCACGACAUUGGCCACGUCGUUCGGACCCAUUGCCCGAUGCAAUGGAAGUCUUGGAAGGUCAUGCCUGACGAGAUCAAGAUGCAAGUUCGCGGCCAGUUGUCGACGAACUACGACUUAGAGGACAUCAACGAGGAGACCUUGGCGUUUGAUGAUCCGCAAGUCGCUCUUCAGGAGGGUUGCCCGAAGGAGCUUGAGGGGCGGGAGGAUAGUUGGGCGUGGCUCUGCGCUCAUUUUCAGGCGCCCGAUUAUGUGAAUAAAGCCCAAGUGAAUAAGGGCAAUAGGAAGAAGAAGACUCUUCUUCACCAUUCCGGCUCCAGGCCCUUCUCAUAUAGGAUGGAUGCACGGCGUCGGGGGGGGUCGAAAUUCCCAGAGAUCGACGUCUUUGGUGACGUUUAUGUUCAACCUGGGAAUGAGUUGGCCGAGUCCCUUCAUACGACGAUGGUGGAGAGGAGCCAGUUGGUUCUUCAAGAGUCCGCCUCCCAACUUCCUCCCGAGACUCUGAUUGAGUUUGUGGAUCCUCCGAAUGAUGCUGGAUUUCAGAUUUUGACACAGACGUUGGAUCAAACUCUCGGGAGGAGGCCGGGAACGUGUUGUACGGGGAUGGGGAAUGCCCGACAGAGGGAACCUCGACCGCGGUCAUCGUCGCAGGCAAACAGUCAGGUGACUGUUUUGACAUCGCGGGUUGCCGAGCUUGAGGGUCAGAUGUCGGUGAUUCUGCAGUCCCUCGCGCGGUCCGGCAUUCCAAUCCCGAAUUUUGGUGCGUCGACCUCCGAGCCCGUCCACCCCGAGCAUCCCCAGCACACCACGGCCCCUGCAGACGCCCAUACCUCCGAGCCGCAUGUGGCAGAUGACCAAGUAGAUUUUGGAACAUUAUUUGAUUAG